AUGGCUGCCCUAAAAUUUGUCAGAUCCGUCCUGAAAUCUUUCAUGGCACAGUCGGGGCUGGAACCAAGACUCUUCGGAGAACAUCUCCGAGUGACGACGGCGGAACCAGGGCGCGUUGAAAUGGAACUUGACAUCCGGAAAGAACACACCAAUCGCCUGAAUAUUAUCCAUGGGGGAACCAUCGCAAGCAUGGUCGAUCUCGGAGGCUCGUUGGCGGUUGCUUCUAGAGGAUUAUACGCUACGGGCGUUUCGACAGAUCUUAAUGUGACAUACCUAAACUCGGGCGGAGAGGUGGGAGACACGCUCCGGGCAGUCGUGACCUGUGACAAAUUUGGCAAAACGCUGGCAUUUACGUCAGUUCAAUUUACGAAUAGCAAGGGACAAGUGGCGGCACGGGGUAGCCAUACGAAGUAUGUGGCUCUCGCUUGGAAGGAUCCCAGGAACAUAGUUGAGGAACUGUCGCCAAGACAGACAUAG
Messenger RNA from Pseudogymnoascus destructans, 477 nucleotides. RefSeq lists its product as uncharacterized. The record is from RefSeq and is a predicted model, not a curated record. The coding region runs from base 1 to 477 and encodes 158 amino acids. Lineage: Eukaryota; Fungi; Ascomycota; Leotiomycetes; Thelebolales; Thelebolaceae. Gene Ontology annotation, molecular function: fatty acyl-CoA hydrolase activity. The transcript has 10 exons.